Messenger RNA from Daucus carota subsp. sativus, 1801 nucleotides. Its product is annotated as aquaporin NIP2-2. The transcript is spliced from 5 exons. The record is from RefSeq and is a predicted model, not a curated record. The coding region runs from base 848 to 1615 and encodes 255 amino acids. Gene Ontology annotation, molecular function: channel activity. Lineage: Eukaryota; Viridiplantae; Streptophyta; Magnoliopsida; Apiales; Apiaceae. Gene Ontology annotation, cellular component: membrane. Gene Ontology annotation, biological process: transmembrane transport.
AAGCUCCUAAGUCUAAAAUUUAAGAGCAAAUCAAAAUUUAGUGCUCCAAUGGGCUCCUAGAUGCUCUUUAAAAAUUUAGGAGCCUACUCUCUCUCCUUUCUUUUAAAGAGCAUCUAGUAGCUCCUAACUCAAUAUUAUAUUAUUUUUCCUUCAAUCUUCUCUCUCUUUUAGGUAACUUUUUCCUCUCAUUUAUAUAAAAUAAAUAUAAAAUGUGAAUAAGGAGCCAAAUAUAAAGAGUAGCAUUGGAGUUCUCACGUUUUCCGGUGUAUUAACUUACUAGGAGCCACAUUUUAUAUUAUUGUUUAGGGAAUGAUUUAGGAGUACCGUUGGAGAUGCUCUCAAGAGACUCUUCAUUUAGGCUCCUAACUUGAGAUUUGAGGAGGGAGAAUCAAAAUGUUGCUCCAAGAGACUCUUAAGUGGCUCUUAAAUCUUAAGAGCCUCUUGUUUCUCUCUCCUCUCUCCUCAAAGUUAAGAGCCACCACAUGACUCUUAACUUAUUUUUUCACAAUAAAAAAAUCAUUCCCUCCAAUCAACCUCCAUCUUUCCCUCUCUUUUGUUAUAGUGGAGCCCAAUAUAUGAAUAAAAUAUGAAAUAGAGAAGAGAUGUAGAGAGUAUUGUUGGAGUUUACACUCUUAACUUUGUCUUAAAUUACUAAGAGCCACAUUUUUUAUAUUAUAUUUAGGAGUCAACAAGGAGGCUCUUAGAGAUGCUCUUACACCAUCAAAAGUACAUAUAUUAUAGUACCCACCACAGUCUUUUGGCCUGCUCACUGCAAUAAGCAGGCUUUUUACGACGGAAGUUUAGACUUCAAUCCGUAUCUAAGUUCCCAUUUAGCAAUCAUUUAGCAAUGACGCUUGAAUCAGUAUUGUCGAUCGAAGACAGAAAGCAAGUCCAACAUAAAAGCACUAGUCUUGCAAGGUUUCGAGAUCUGUACCCACCUGGUUUUCUCAAAAAGGUGUUUGCGGAGAUAAUAGCCACCUACUUGAUGGUGUUUGUGACAUGUGGAGCGGCGGCGCUGAGUGCGAACGACGAAAGCAAGGUAGCGAAGCUAGGAGCAUCUUUGGCAGGAGGACUGAUAGUGAGCGUGAUGAUCUAUGCGGUUGGACACAUAUCAGGUGCACAUAUGAACCCUGCUGUCACUCUUGCUUUUGCCGCCUUCAGACAUCUUCCUUGGAGUUUUGUUCCAGUGUAUGUACUAGGACAACUAACAGGAGCUCUAAGUGCAGCAUUCACGCUUCGGGUCAUACUGCAUCCCAUUAAAAAUUUAGGCACUACAACCCCAUCCGGAUCUGACUCUCAAGCUCUCAUCAUGGAGAUUGUUGUUACAUUUUCUAUGAUGUUCAUAGCUUCGGCCGUUUCCACCGACACCGCGGCUAUAGGUGACCUGGGAGGUGUUGCAGUAGGUUCUGCAGUGUGCAUAACAUCGAUAUUAGCAGGACCAGUAUCAGGAGGAUCGAUGAACCCUGCAAGGACUAUUGGCCCUGCAGUUGCAAGUUCAGUUUACAAGGGACUCUGGGUGUACAUUGUUGGCCCUGUAACAGGAACAUUGCUCGGAAUCCUCUCCUAUGAUUUCAUUCGAACAGACAAACCUCUUCACCCAAUUUCAUCCAGUUGACGUUUAUUAUUCAAAUUACAGUAUGCAAAGGUUGUAGACUAAUCAAGCAUGCUUAUUGAUUUGUAAUCUAUAACCCAUCCACUGCCAUCCCUUCUGUAAAUUAUUGUUGACAAUAAUUUGGUUGGAUAGCCCUCCGCACUGAAUUUCCAUCAAUGAGAGAACGGAGAAACACCACUUUUAGGUAAA